UUUCUCCGCACGGACUACCGUGGUAUACGUCGUAGCGGCUUUGCGACGGUAACCGGCUGCUAGUCAUCGCGUUGAUCGUAUUUUAUUAUUAUUAUUAUUAUUAUUUUUAUAUAACAAUAUAAUACAUAAAACUAUAAACCUAUAUAGAAUUUCGUACAGACAUUUUUACCAUAGUCCAUCCGGUUCAGUGUCCAUUUCUCCUUCCGAGCGCGCGCGCGUGUUCGCCAAUCGGUUUAUACCUGCACUAUUGUGGAAGCGGUCGUCCGCAGAGCUCGCGUUUACCUCUAUUCCGGACCGACCGUCUAAAGACUAACAUUAUAAAACACACGGUGGCGCGAUAUAAUAUACCUAGUGUCAUGCUAUAAUCAUACAUGAUAUUAUUUUCCGCCAUGGAUGUCGUGAGUGGUUAGCGCAUUCCGUUUUCGAUUUAUUAUAUCAAUAUUUAUUCGAUAUUUCCCCGACUGAAAUCGCGUCACCUACGUAUUUCUUCAAACACGUCAGUGCGACUUUAAAAAAAAAAUUUGUUCGGAUAGUGCGAUACGAAAAUAUUAAGAGAAACUCGCACGCAGCCUGCACGCUUACGAGGACCGAGGGUCUUCUCUGACGCAACAUGGAUAUCCAAUUCGAAGACUUGACGUACGAGGUGAAGCCACCGUUUUGGAAUACCAGAGUUCCACCAAGAACGAUAUUGAAGUCUGUAAAUGGCCGAUUUGCAGCUGGCGAACUUUCAUGUAUUAUGGGACCGUCGGGUGCAGGAAAGAGCAGUUUGCUUAAUUCAUUAUCCGGUUACAACUAUAAAGGCGUAAGCGGGACUUUGAAGUUAAAUAAUCAAGUCAGGGACGAGAAGUUGUUUCGCAAGUUAUCAUGUUACAUAAUGCAGGAGGACAAGAUUCAGCCUAUGUUAACUUUAAACGAAGUGAUGAUGUUCGCUGCGGAACUUAAACUAUCAAAUGGUACACUGACCAAAGAAAAACAAAUGAUCGUGACAGAAAUUCAAAAUGUCUUGGGACUGUCCGAGAGCAAAAACACAAGGACCGAAUUCUUGUCGGGAGGCCAGAAAAAGCGGUUAUCUAUUGCUCUAGAACUCAUCAACAACCCGCCCAUAAUAUUUCUAGAUGAACCUACUAGUGGCCUGGAUAACGUUUCCAGCACGUACUGCCUACAGCUGUUGCGCGGGCUCGCGCACCAGGGCCGCACCAUCGUGUGCACCAUCCACCAGCCGAGCGCCAGCAUGUUCCAGCUGUUCGACCACGUGUACGUGCUGUCCCAGGGAUACUGCGUGUACCAGGGCUCCACCGACCAGCUAGUCCCGUUCCUGUCCACCGUCGGGCUGCACUGUCCGCUGACGUACAACCCGGCCGACUACAUAAUCGAGGCGACCGACGGCGAGGAACAGGACAACAUUGAGAAGUUGGCCUCGGCCACGGCCAACGGCAAACAGUCGCUGUGCAAGACGAGAGACAACAACAACUGUUACUUGACCGAAGACCCGACCAAAGCUUGUGAAUUGCUCUUGCCGGAACUCAACGGCAACGUAGUUACUUCCAAAUUGCUCCCUUUGCCACCGAUCAAUUACAAAGCAGGCGACGAAGUGGACGAAGACGAUGACGUGGUAAAACCCGGCAACACGUGGUGUGUGGAGUUUCCGACUUCCGGUUGGUCGCAGUUUUGCACGCUUUGGAAGCGUAUGAUCUUGCAGUUGUACAGGAACAAGAUCGGUCUAAACAUACAGUUUUACCAUCAUCUCAUCUGUGGCCUGGCGGUGGGCAUUGUGUUCUACGACAAGGCGAACGACGGCGCACAGUUCUUCAAUCACAUGAAAUUCUGUAUGGGCAAUAUUCUCUUCCACACGUUCACGCAGUCGAUGGUCCAAGUGCUUGCAUUUCCGUCCGAAGUGAAACUACUAAAACAAGAAUACUUCAACAGAUGGUAUAGUUUGAGGCCGUAUUUCUUGGCGUUACAGUUGUCAAGGGUGCCAUCAAUCAUAUUUUUUAGCAGUAUUUAUACAACUUUGGUAUAUUUCAUGUCUGGGCUACCGUACGAACUUUUGCGGUUUUCAAUGUUCAAUAUCAUUUGUCUAUUGGUUUGUUUCGUCUCCGAAGGCAUGGGACUACUUGUAGGAUCUAUUUUCAACGUGACGAACGGCAGCGCGGUUGGACCAAUGAUGAUAGCACCGUUUUUGGGGCUGGCCAUUUAUGGAUUUGACUUUGCACACCAAGUGCCGUGGAUCAUGGAGUUCGUAAUGCAAGGAAGUUUCUUACGAUGCGGAGUCAUCGGGCUGGUAAUCACCGUGUUCGGGUUAAAUAGGGAACCACUGCACUGCGACACGGGCUACUGUCACUUCAAAGAUCCAAACAUCAUAAUUUAUUACCUGAACGUGGAUAGGAAGCAUCCAUACUUUGAGAUUAUCAAGUUGGUGGUUAUGCUCGUGCUGUUCAGGAUUUUCACGUAUUUCGCACUCCGGAGGAGGCUCACUGGCUAAGAAGGCAGCCAGUACGACUAUUUUUUUUUUGUCCGAGACGAACUUUAUUAUUUUAUUAUUUUGAUUACUUAUCCUUAAAUAUUUAGUUAUUUAAUUUUCAUCGAUUUGUAUUCGUUAUGUUUUAUUUUUGUAAAACUAUAUAUACCUAUACAUACAACGAUAAUAUAAUUAUAUUAUAUUAAAUUAGACAUGGA
This is a messenger RNA of Rhopalosiphum padi (bird cherry-oat aphid), 2676 nucleotides long. RefSeq names its product ATP-binding cassette subfamily G member 4. Gene Ontology annotation, molecular function: ATP binding; ATP hydrolysis activity; ABC-type transporter activity. The transcript is spliced from 10 exons. NCBI's taxonomy places the organism in Eukaryota, Metazoa, Arthropoda, Insecta, Hemiptera, Aphididae. The record is from RefSeq and is a predicted model, not a curated record. The coding region runs from base 611 to 2482 and encodes 623 amino acids. Gene Ontology annotation, cellular component: plasma membrane.